AUGAGUAACGGAAAAGUUAUUGUGGCUCUAAGUGGCGGGGUGGACUCCGCAGUAGCAGCCUAUCUCCUGAAAAAAGAAGAUGAAGUAUUUGCCAAUUUUCUCCAAGAACUAAAAAAAGGAAUUACUCCUAAUCCUGACAUUUUAUGUAAUAGUGCCAUUAAAUUUCAUUAUUUUACUGAAUAUGUCAAGAAAAAUUUUGCAGUUGAUUUUAUUGCUACUGGCCAUUAUGCCAAAAUAGUUCAUGAAAAUGGAGAUUAUUAUUUAAGCAAGCCUGCGGAUAAUAACAAAGACCAGACUUAUUUUCUUUGUCAAAUCAAUCGUAAUUUACUGAGCAAAAUAAUUUUCCCUCUGGCUAAUUUAACUAAAAAAGAGGUGCGCCAAAUGGCCGAAGAAGUAGGAUUAAUUAACGCUAAAAAAAAGGAUUCAACCGGCAUUUGUUUCAUUGGUGAGCGCAAGUUUGAAAGUUUUUUGGCUAAUUAUUUUCCCAAAAAAGAAGGAAAAAUAAUAGAUGUUAACAGCAAAAAGGUGCUUGGCAAACAUUCGGGAAUUCCCUAUUUCACAAUUGGACAACGGCGCAGUUUAGGAUUGCAAGGACAAAAAGAACCUCACUAUGUAGUGGGGAAAAGUGUGGAAAAAAAUAUAGUUUAUGUGGCUAGUGAAGAAAAAUUAAAAGAAUGUUUGCAUAGUCAAAAAAUAACGGCAAAAUUUCGUUAUCGGCAACCGGAAGUUUCGGUAAAAAUUUUUCCAAUUAAGGAAUUUGAGGAAUUAAAAGUAGAGUUUGAAGAAAAACAAAGAGCCAUUACUCCCGGACA
Messenger RNA from Ambispora gerdemannii, 812 nucleotides. Lineage: Eukaryota; Fungi; Glomeromycota; Glomeromycetes; Archaeosporales; Ambisporaceae. The record is from the annotation of a GenBank genome assembly.